Molecule: messenger RNA, 2011 nt
Organism: Terrapene triunguis (Three-toed box turtle)
Lineage: Eukaryota; Metazoa; Chordata; Testudines; Emydidae
Product: alpha-2-macroglobulin-like protein 1
Exons: 12
Molecular function (GO): endopeptidase inhibitor activity
Source: RefSeq, a predicted model, not a curated record
CCCCCUAGCGCCGUGCUGGGGUACUGGUGUCAGGGCUGACUCUGAGGUGAGAGCGCCCCCUGCUGCUGACUUCAGCACCCAGGUUUUCUUUGAGUGUCUCCCGGCCCAGCACUGACCAGGCCAAGCCCGAUUAGAGACCUGCUGAGCUGACACCUGCGGGGCCUGGUGCAGAGCUGCUGCUAAUGGGCUGUGAUUCUCUCCCUCCAGACUGACAGCAACGGCUGCUUUUCCACAGAGGUGAUGACGGCUCCCUUCAACCUGACCUACUCUGGCUACGACAUGAGCCUCCAGGCCAAGGCGUCUCUCGUGGAGGAGGGGACAGGGGUGGAGCUCAAUGUGACCAAGAGCUGUGACAUCAUGUCUGAAAUCGCUACAGUGACCUUUGAGGAUGCUGAUGAUACCUACAAGGCUGGAUUCCCCUACACUGGCAAGAUGCUCCUGAAGGCGGCAGAUGGCUCUGCGCUGAAGAAUGAGAAGCUGCAGCUCUUUGUUAGCUAUGGAGAUAAGAAUAAGAACCAGACCUUCCUGACUGACGAGUCUGGCAGAGCCUCCUUCGAGCUGGACACCUCUGGCUGGACCAGGAGGGUCACUCUGAGGGGGUGCUUCAAGCAGGUGUAUCACAGCUUUGUGUAUGGGAGAGUCUCUCCCAGUUAUCUGGAUGCCCAUCGUAACCUGGAGCCCUUCUACUCCAAGAGCCAGAGUUUCCUGAAGAUCCGCUCGCUGGGAGGGGUGCUGCCCUGCGACCAGGCCCAGCAGCUCCAGGUGGAUUACGUCAUUGCUAGGGAGGCCCUGGGGAAGGGGUCCAGGAGCCUGGAUUUCAUCUUCCUGGUCGUGGCCAAGGGAGCCAUCGCCAGGAUCAUCCACAAGGGGCUGGACCUCAGGGUGGGGGCUGGGCUGAAGGGCUCCUUCUCUGUGGAGCUGCCCGUCGGCGCUGACCUGGCGCCCGCUGCCAAGGUGCUGGGUUACACGGUGCUGCCCGAUGGUGAGAUGGCUGCCGACCGCGCCCGUCUGCACAUGGCCAAGUGCCUCCCGAACAAGGUGAAGCUGGCCUUCUCGCAGGACCGGGCCCUGCCGGGCUCAGAGCUCCAGCUGCGGGUGCAGGCUGCUCCCGGGUCCCUGUGCGCCGUCCGCGCCGUGGAUCAGAGCGUGCUGCUCAUGAAGCCCGAGGCCGAGCUCAGCGUCCACAUGGCCUAUAACCUGCUCCCCGAUUUUCCCCAAGGAGGCUAUCCUGACGCAGUGCAAGAGCCUGAGCCAUGUUAUGAUCCUCCCCAGCCUCAAGCUCCAGUUCAUCACUGCCGCGCCUUAGGUGACCAGUGGAGGUGUCGCAGAGGGACUAGCAGCUGGACUCCCCCUCGGCAUGAUGCCUACCACCUGUUUAAGGAUGCGGCUUUGAAAAUUCUCACCAACACCAACACCAAGGAGCCCUGUGAACAUAAACACUUUAUAACACGUCGUGCUGUCCUAACCUCGCCUGUCUGGUGGGGCCCCGCAUUGUCCUCACCAGUCAUGACCCCUGAGAACAUGGAGGCAAGUGUAGAUAGUGCAGCAGCGACCCCAGUGAGCAAUGCCCGGCCCGUGCCGGAACCCAGCACCCAGGAGGAGCCAGCGCCACGUGCGUAUUUCCCAGAGACAUGGCUGUGGGACCUGGUGCCUGUGGGUGAGGUGGGUUCCAAGGACAUCCCAGUCUCGGUGCCCGACACCAUCACGGAGUGGAAAGCUGGGAUGUUCUGCACGGCCGAGGUGGGCUUUGGGCUCUCCGCCAUGGCCACCUUCACGGCCUUCAAACCCUUCUUUGUGGAGCUGGCCUUGCCGUACUCCGUGAUCCGGGGAGAGGCCUUCGCCCUAAAGGCCACCGUCUUCAACUACCUGCAGCAGUGCAUCCAGGUGCGAGUGACGCUGGCAGAGUCUGCGCAGUUCCAGGUGCUGGCGGGCGAGGACGGCGCCUACACCAGCUGCCUCUGUGCAGACGAAGGGAAAACCUUCCAGUGGGAGGUGACGGCGAGCAGCCUGG